AAGCGCGGCCCCGCGAGCAGUUGCGGCGGGAGAGCGGCGGGCGGAGAGCGUGACUCGUCCGCUCCGGCGCUGCCUGCUUCCCCGCCGCCGCCUCCCGCCGCCGAGCGCAGCCAUGUCCGAGGAGAAGCCCAAGGAGGGCGUGAAGACCGAAAACGACCACAUCAACCUCAAGGUGGCCGGGCAGGACGGCUCCGUGGUCCAGUUCAAGAUCAAGAGACACACCCCACUGAGCAAGCUGAUGAAGGCGUACUGCGAGAGGCAGGGCUUGUCAAUGAGGCAGAUCAGGUUCAGGUUUGACGGACAGCCGAUCAACGAGACAGACACCCCCGCGCAGCUGGAGAUGGAGGACGAAGACACCAUUGACGUGUUCCAGCAGCAGACGGGAGGCUCACCUGAGAGCGGCUGUGUCUAGGGCGCCCCUCUACAGGGACU
This is a messenger RNA of Lontra canadensis (Northern American river otter), 432 nucleotides long. It is a transcript of the gene SUMO3, whose product is annotated as small ubiquitin like modifier 3. The record is from RefSeq and is a predicted model, not a curated record. Lineage: Eukaryota; Metazoa; Chordata; Mammalia; Carnivora; Mustelidae. The transcript is spliced from 4 exons. Gene Ontology annotation, molecular function: protein tag activity; ubiquitin-like protein ligase binding. Gene Ontology annotation, cellular component: nucleus. Bases 113 to 412 code for a protein of 99 amino acids. Gene Ontology annotation, biological process: protein sumoylation.